GCAGCAGAAGCAGCAGCAGCCCGCCAGACGCAGACACGGGCUCACCACGCAAUCAUGUCUGCGUUCUCUGUUGGCCACCGCCGCCGUGAGCGCGGGUCGGCCGACGAGCACACCGACACCGACCGCGACCUCGACCGCGACCGGCUCCAGAAACGCGACCGCUCCCGCUCGUCCUCGCACUCGCUAUCGCUGCCCUUCUCCACCUCCUCGCGCUCGCGUUCGGUCGACUCCUCCGCCUCCUCCUUCCUCUCCCGCUUCCGUCGCUCGUCUGUCUCGACCGCCGGCUCGGACGGGCCUACGACCCCCACAGAGCCGCUCAUUCCUGUCCCGCCGCCCGUCAACGCGAAGAAGCAAGCCAAUCGCAGACGCGCGCGCACUCUCGAAACCAUUCCGCAGAACGCGGCCACCACCCACUCGCGUCCGCCUCGCAGCCUCCGUCCUCACCGUCAUUCGCACUCGGCUACUCGUUUGAAUAGCGAAGGGUCGCAUGGAUCAUCUACCUCUCUUCCGCACCGACUAAGCAGCUCGCGCAAUUCUGUCUUCUCCUUCCAACGUCGUAACGUGCAGGACCUCUCGCGCUCCAGGGUCACGUUCGAAGAACCCGACCAUCCGCUCCAUGAGACAGAUUCCACCACCUCUCUACGUUCGAGACCUGUGUCGCCGUCAAACGACUCAUUUCCGAACCUACCACCGCCGUCCGUACGCCUCAUUACGCCGGAUCUGCCUCCUCAAUCCUAUCGUCCGCGCUCGCUGAUGUCGUCGCUAUCCGAAUCUGAUAUCCAUGUGUCCACCACAGACGAUGAGAAUAGACACUCUAUCUCUGGACUCAUGUCUCCCGCAUCUGAUACCAUGAGCAGUGGAUACCGAUCACCGACGCGUCCGCUCUCACCGACCCCUUCGUCAUCUUCCUCAUCAUCGAAUCAGAAGAGCUUUGCAAAGCUGAGAAAGAAGGUUGCCUCUGCAUUCUUCAACCACUCGCCCGCGUUUCGAAGUUCGGCCUCGUCUCCAACCAAAGAAACGCCUUCUAUUACGUUCCCUGUCCAAAGCGCGUCGGAUCUGCACAUCAACGUGCCUGAUCUGCGGCAUCGUAGCUCCGGCACCUCUACCCCGAUUGCAUCUCCUGGCUCUCCCCCCUAUCUUGCCCGCUCGCUCUCAAAUGUUUCUCACUCAAGCCGGCUUUCCAACACAUCAGCAAAUAUGUCCCCGACAUCGAGUGUCCAGCGAACCCGUGCGCGCAGCCAGACUUUAAACUCACUCGAUAACGACCGACGCGCCAGUGUCCGACGUGACCUACCACAACUCAGCCAGAUCACUGGACUCGCAAACCUCUUCUCGCUAAAGCUGCGCACUGGAAGUGAGCCGAAUUUCGCCGAACUGAAAGCAAAGCCACAGCUCGCGUCCUCGACUUCGAUCGCGACCUCGACGCCAUCCCCGACAGGGCCUUCGUCUUCUCCAAAGCAUGGUAAUUCACCGCUACCGCUCGCGCUCCUCGAUAUUACUCUGCCUGAUCACGAGGACGAAAACGAGAGUCCUGCAGAGUACCUCGAGAGAGUCGAUCGUCUGAUUAGCCGAAAUUACAUUGCAUUACUGUUGUCGAAGGACGACUCGUCUUUUCACAAAAAAGUCCUGGAUGUGUUUUGUGCGCGGUUCGAUUUUACUGAUGAGCCUAUCGAUAUGGCGCUACGGAAAUUUUUGCUUGUCGUACAGUUACCAAAAGAAACACAGCAGAUCGAUCGCGUUCUCGACGCGUUUGCUGAGCGGUAUCACUACUGUAAUCCUGAAAUCUUCUUUUCCAAGGACCAGGCGUACGUUAUCGCGUUCUCACUCAUGAUCCUCCACACCGAUGCAUUCAACAAAAGCAACCGGCACAAAAUGCAAAAGUCAGACUACGUUCGCAACACGCAGACCGAAGGUAUCUCCAAAGACAUCCUAGAGUGCUUCUAUGACAACAUCACAUAUACCCCGUUCGUGCACAUGGAGGAAGAAAUUGAUCUCGGCACGCCGGCGUCUGAGAAGACCUUAGAACGCCCGCCGCUGCAGAGGCACCGGAAGAGUUUGGUUGGUCUUGCGAAGCAAAGUAGGGAGCCUAUCGACCCCUACAGCUAUAUUGUUGAGAACCGACUCUCGGAAUUACGUCCUCCGGUCUCAGACGUUUUACGAAGCACCGAGAAUCCGUAUUCUUACUCUGGAACCGCUCCACAGUUCAACGUCAAGGUGCUCCAUAGUUUGUUCAUCAAUAGUCCUCUACUUCAAAUCCUUCCACCGCGUUCGCGCCAGUCGUCUAUAAUGAUGGAGCCGAGUAUUCCUCGCGAACCUUCGCUCAGUUAUAUCAAGAUUGCAAAGAUUGGAAUUCUCACGAGCAUCGAGCGUAAGAGGCGGAGGAUGAUCAAAUCGAGCUGGAGAUCAUGGGGCGUCUUCCUCACGCUCUCGCACAUCUAUUUUUUCCGCGACGUGAAUUGGGUGCGUGGAUUGAUGGAUCAGUUGAGUGCGUCAGUGAGUGCGGACGAGAAGAAUGGACAGCAGUAUCCGUUUGUGUUUUAUCCGCCUAUCCAGGGCUUUCACGCCGACGAGGUUAUGCUCACCAAUGACACCAUCACCCUUCUCGACGGCGGCUAUCAGAAACACCGCAGCUCGUUUGUGAUUGUCUCCGAGGAAGGCGAGGAGGACUGGUUCAUGGCAGACUCGCCGGAUGAGAUGAACGACUGGAUCAUCAAGAUCAACUACGCGUCAGCAUUGAGUACUUCUGGUGCAAAACUGCAAGGCGUGGAGUUGAAAGAGAACGGCGACCCAUUGAUGCGGCAUCUUGUCGGCAGUCUGCGUCCCGGUACAAGAUCUAAUCCGUCAAGUCCGAUCAUCGGAUCCUUUCCAUCGCCGAAACGCGCAACUCCGCAGCCCAAUACUCUGACGGAGAGCGAGCGCGCAAGCGCACUAUUUUCCUCGCUCUUCUACGACGACGGCACGGUGAAAAACCGACUGUCGGACGCAAGUGUGCUGUCGUCCAUCACGGAGGAUCACUCAACGAUUGCGUUCGCGCUCGAAGUCUCCAGAGGUAGAUACCGGGUACUAGGCGAGAAGGUCAACGAUCUGCAGGAAGAGCUUUACCGCCUGACGCAGAUUCUGGACGAGGACAGCAGAACCGCAAAGCAUCUCUCGAUCCUCACGCCCAUCCUUCCGCGCACGCGGGAAGCACUGAUAGCAGCGGUCGGGUACAUGUCCUCGAAGAUCGACAUGUCGCAGAUAAACGCGAUGCGAGUGCGCUGCUACCGAGAGAUUCUUGUCAAAGAGAUGGACAGCGAGCGCGUGGUGAUUGAGCUUCUUGAGUAUAAGCUCCAAGCGCUAACCUCCGAGAAGCAGAGUUCGGCGAUCGAAGUCCUCGCUGACGGCGACUGCGCGCAGCAUUAUUCAAGUGCUACUGAUCCCGAAAAACUAGCGGUCGUUGCAUCUGAAAACGACGAAGGAGUUGCGAAUGGCGAUUACGAAAGCACGACUUUUGGACGCGCCAUGUAGGCUCUUCUAUUUUACUUAUUUUUUUUUUCGUCCGUAUUGCUCUGAUCCUGUUUCUAUUUCCAUUAUGGUUUCUUUUAUCUUAUUGACGUUAUGUGGGCAUGGUACAAAGAAGGCGUUUAAAGUGAUUAUCAGUUUCUCUUUCUUUUAUUUUUCCUCUCAUUUAGUUUGUCGUUUCAUGUAUCUAAGCAUUUAUAUUCCAGAGUUUCCGGUGAGGAUGUCGGCCGCAUGCUAUCUUUUGUUUUCCUAUCAUUCCCUUGUCAUUCUUUUUCUUCAUUCCUUUGCAGUUCUCCUUCUCAUUCAUUCCUUUUGUAUAUUUUUUCUUCUGAUAGCCGCUGUGGUGGUAUUCGUCGACGCGGUUUCUUCAUCUAUCUUUUAUAUCUAGGUGGGCGAGGGUCGUAUGAGGAUGUAUAUAGCUGUUGUGGAUAAUCUAAAAGUUGUUUUUUCUCAUAGUAAA
Messenger RNA from Myxozyma melibiosi, 3961 nucleotides. RefSeq lists its product as uncharacterized. Lineage: Eukaryota; Fungi; Ascomycota; Lipomycetes; Lipomycetales; Lipomycetaceae. The record is from RefSeq and is a predicted model, not a curated record. Gene Ontology annotation, molecular function: guanyl-nucleotide exchange factor activity. The transcript has 3 exons. Bases 55 to 3507 code for a protein of 1150 amino acids. Gene Ontology annotation, biological process: regulation of ARF protein signal transduction.